AACGAAGAGUCCAGCCCUCUUCUCAGCCCAUGCUUUUGUUAUUGUCUUUUUGCUAUGUGGCUAGCUGUGCUUUUGUAAUGCACGGCGUUUACAUGGUAGCUUGAACAAGACUGUAAGUUCGGAGUCGUAGCAGCGAGCGACUCUGGUGGGGUAACCGCAUCCUCUGUGCCAGGAGACUCUGAAACUGCUACUUGGAUCCGUGGUGUGGACCAGAAGAGGCCUGCAGGUGAAGCUGGUGCCAUGCUGGUGACUGCACAAGUCCGCCAGUUACUGUUUCAGCCAAGAAAUCUGUACCAUGGAUGAGGAUGCCCUUUUACUCGGAAAAAGACAUUCGUAGAUCAUAUCUUCCGUUUGGAUGGAGUCAUGCUCCAUGCAGUGACAGUGGAUUGUCUAGUACUAAAACUUGGAACUGUAGCUGACUGGACGGUCUACUGGCAAGACUUGUACGAGACCAAAAACUUUUCUUAAUUUGUAACAAGUUGGGUCUUUUAAACAGCCAAAAUGAACUGCACAGAUAGUGAGUAUAUUUGGCAGUCUCGUAUUCACAGUGGAUUUAAUUAUAGGCGAAAACCAGGUCCCUUCCAAGAUGCUGCUGCAAUUGGACUGGAUUUCAACGUGGCUUGCAAAAGGAAGACCAAACUGGAUUUGAGUUUGCUAACAAAUGGAGUGGUACUGGACAUCUAUGACUUUAGUAAAGCAUCGGUAGGGUCGGUUAAGUACUUGUUGUCCGACAUCCUGGAGUAUAAUUUCGACACCGGCAUGGACAACGAUAAACAGCGCUUUUUGUUUACAAACCGCUUAUUCACAAAAAUUGGGUUGCUGAAAAAAUAUUCCCAACAGGACGAAGUGUUUUUGCUUCCUGACCCGAAUACUUUUAAUCUAUCUGGUGUGUCAGAGGUCCAGAGUCGUCCUUACACCAAUUUGAGCGAGUUCUUGGUCAAAUCUACACCAAUCUGCCAUGAAAGGAUUCAUGAAGAUGAAGCCGCCACAGCAUUUGACCAUGUUGACCAGGAUGGUGAAACUGAGCAUGUAGAUGAGGCAACAAAAUGCACAGUGGUAAAGGGUUUGUACCCACUCUGUGAUGCCAUUGGUCUGGAUCUGUACAUUAGACCCAUAAACACGCCCAAGCAGAAACUAGACCCAAGAUUUUUAACCAACAAAGUCAUUUUUGAAGUGCUCAAAUUUGUUAAAGAGGUGUGCGGAACACAACGUCAGACCUUCUCAGACGUGCUCAAUCAUAAUUUUGAUCUCAGCGCUUAUGAAAAUUGCAUCUGGGGAAAAAUUAUAAAGAUCAGAAAUGGCAGAAAUGACCUAAUUCAGCGUGAUGCCAAACAGGCUUUCAGAAAGAAGCCUUGCAUCUUUGUCCAAAGAAAAUCUCGGAAAAGAGGAUGGAAAAGAAGAUGGGUCAAUGACUAUGACAGCCAAGCCUUAGCAUCACUUACAAAGCAUGGCAAAAGGAAGCGAAAGCCCAAGUAUGAUGAUGUGUUUUGUGACUUCGGACACCUGCGACAUGAUGAUCAGAAAUUCUUUGCAACAAGCUACGAAGACAUGGAUGCCAUGCAGGAAUCGCAGACCGGAGAACAGUCAUACACUUUCUCCGAUCCAGUGCAUGAUCAUGGCAUAGAGGUGCCCAGUGAAAAGCUUAGACUCUGGAGGCGACGGACAGCGCGCAGUAAACAGAUCCUCACUUCGUGGUUCAAACACAAAAAGACACAUUGGGACUUUAACAUCGGCACUGGUGUGAAGUUAAAUACUGAUCUGCAACUACUAACUGAUGACAUCUUGGAGGACAUGUUUAAAUUUGCUUGUCAUAUGCGCAGAACUCAAUCGAAAUUCCAGCUUGAGAUUUAUCAAAACAACUUCAGGCUUAACCCACUGGAUUCAGUGCAGACAAGGUUCAAGUGGCAUGUCACCACAAAAGUAAAAGAUCUUGAAAGCCGUCGCCGUGAAAAAUUGGCAGAUCUUUUAAAUUCUGUUGUUAAUUUUCCGGGGUCUUACCGCAUGGUUGAUAUCGUCAGCUCCUCAACCGCAGCUGAAACAGUUAAUCAAUCCUCAGCAACAUUUCUUGAACCGUCCAUGGAGGACUACCCCUUCUGUUUGCAGAUGGGGGUAAACCUUUGGGCAGUGAAAGAGCGGCCUUUGAAUGAGAGACUGGAUUUGGGUCUCCUGACCAAUGGGGUUCUGCUAGAAGUGAGUAGCUUUGUCGGGAAGCUGUGUGGCAAUGUCUGGGAGGUCAUGUUUGAUGUUCUUGAGCACAAUUUCGACCUCAACCCUCAAGGUGGAGAAAUCGCGCAAGCGCUUCAGAACUGGUACUUCAGAACUGGUACAUUUGCAGAACUUAACAUGUGCAUUGCUAAGAUUGUUCAAGCGAAUAAAAGCUGCACCAAAGAAAGACUUUUCAACCAGGUCAUACAGAAGGACUUGGCUGAGGAGUUUAAACAAGGAACUUUCCAUUGUGACCCCUAUCCCCUAUGUAAAGAGUUGGGGAUAAACCUUGAAAUGGAUUCAAAGUGGGAAGCCAGAGCAAAAUUGGACUUGCAAGUGUUGACCAGGGCGGUCAUCUAUGAGGUACACAGAUAUGUGGUGGAAAACCCUCAGAAGGAUAAUUAUGUUCCUAUGCUGUACAAGAUCUUGGAAGACAACUUUGACCUUAGCUCCCAGCUUCACCGGCGCUGCAAUUUUGCACUUGCAAUCGCAUCCCAAGUGAAAGCCAUGGCUGGGAACUUUAGAGGUUCAACCCGGAAGGGAGACUAUCCAAACAAGGUGUUUGAGUUACCUUUUGAAUUCCCAAUCAGUGGGCAGGUUCUCUUAAAAGAAGAGCCGGAAGAUGGAUACUGUGAUUUGGAUGAUGAUAAUGACGAUAUUGAGUUUGUCUGCCAAUUUAUCCCUGUUGAUAUUGAGGUAAAACUGGAUUAGGAUUAUCGUUUUUGGUAAGCAUGUGGUUUGCAGUUUAUAUCAUUUCGAAAGGAGUACAAUACCUUUAUUUGUAUUCCACAGAUUGUACCAAAGGGAAAAAUAUUUGAUAACCUUUAGCUCUUUAGUCAAAAGAACAAUGCUGUCAAUUACCAUGUUAGAGGAAUUUUUUGUGUGAAGUGAUAUGUUUUCAUGUUUGCCUCCUCCUAGCACCAUAUCUCAAUUGUAAGUUAUGUUGUAGGAAAUGGAUGUUAAAAUGGAUCAUGUGUGUAAUGUAAAAAGUUUUGAAUGUAAAAUUAAAACUGACAUUUUCUUAUUUUGGUCGGACCAUCUAAUAAAACACAUUCUGCAGGAUUUAAGCUUUUAUGUAGAGCCCAAUACAAAGUCAAUACAAGUAUUGAUUUUUUUCCUUGUAUUUAUCAGUGAUUCACAAAUAAGGGUACUUGAGUGUCUUUCAGUGGCUUGGCCGGUGAAUUUAGCUAUAUUGAUGCUUCAGGUAAACGGAGACAGCAUCAGAAAACGGCAUAUGGGAAUGGAAUCUGAAGUAUAGCACUGGCUUAUUCCUAUGACCUGAUUAAAAAAAGAAAGCUACAGCCAACUUUAAUAUUGAGUAAGACGUUUGAAUAAUUUUUUAACUGACCUAGAUCAGCUGAUUUAUGUGUAUUAGUAGGAUAAUUUAAUUGAAUGGUUUAGUGAAGAGUUCUUUAUCAGCAGUCAAGAACAUUGCUGAUUGAUUAGGCUAAAUUCCUUGUUACUCCAAUUGCAAAUUAAAUAUACUUAACAUUUGGAUCAAGAUUGUUGCCCAUUGUCAAAGAAGACUACUAGGAUAGGCUCUUGUUGUUGCAUGCUGAUACUACAGAAAGGAAAAUUUUAUUCUAUAUAAAUUGAAAAUGUUUGAAUAUUUAACACCUUAAUCAAUAGCCUAGCAUAUAGGGCCUGAUGCUUGAAGAGAUAAUAAUCCAUUUUUGCUUUAAUAACAUGAUAAUCCUGAAAUAUAUAAAUAAAACAUAAAGGCUACAUAUUUAAGGGGAAGAAAAAUAAAAAGUUAUUGAAAUUCUUUGAAAUACUUUGUUAGAGUUAAGCAAGGGUCAAGGGUUAAGCAAGGCCUACAAUAGUUUCUAGUUGGCAAUUCACUCUUGCACCCCCGAUCGCUGACUACAGCACAGGUGCUCAUCCAGGAGUAAUCGUAGUAUGGCGUUGUAUAGUAUAGUAUAGUAGCCUAGUAGUUAAAUAGUUAAGAUCAACAUGGCAUUAAGAGGGGUUGGAACUAUACACAUGCAUCGGCGAUACCUGGUGCAUUUGUAUUUGCCGUCCCAAACAUGGUAUCAAUAACACGUUCUUACCACUAGAUGGUGGAAGAGUUUAAUUUGUGGAGGAAGUGCGCUUCGACUAUACAUUAGUAAACAAUAUUGACAGAAACGAUACACCUUUCAAUAAGAUACCCAUGUGGAAAAUGUCCACUAUAGUUGUGAUAAAUGAAUACAAUCAAUAAUAUUCUCACAAUGCCAAAUGCAUUCCUUCAAGCAGUCAAUUCUUCAAAGAUGUCGGGUUAAA
Molecule: messenger RNA, 4467 nt
Organism: Gadus chalcogrammus (walleye pollock)
Lineage: Eukaryota; Metazoa; Chordata; Actinopteri; Gadiformes; Gadidae
Exons: 3
Coding region: 502-2916 (804 amino acids)
Source: RefSeq, a predicted model, not a curated record